Colletotrichum navitas is the source of this 2178-nucleotide messenger RNA. RefSeq names its product lung seven transmembrane receptor-domain-containing protein. Gene Ontology annotation, cellular component: Golgi apparatus; membrane. Gene Ontology annotation, biological process: retrograde transport, endosome to Golgi. The transcript is spliced from 8 exons. The record is from RefSeq and is a predicted model, not a curated record. Bases 437 to 2050 code for a protein of 537 amino acids. Lineage: Eukaryota; Fungi; Ascomycota; Sordariomycetes; Glomerellales; Glomerellaceae.
CAUGUAGCUAUCGACCAAUGAAACCUCCCAAUGAUUCAAGUUCUAGUAGGCGUACGUGCCUGCCUCGGGAGCUUGGCACGGCCCUCCCUCUCGCUGCCAGUUUCGCCAAACAUCUGCCAGCCUGGCACUGACAGGCUUCGAUUCGCUACGACAAGCUCCCGCCGACACAGUCUCCGUGCAACGUAUCCGACUUGGCCGGACUGGAUUCUCACGAUCCGCCAACACAAAUCUACCAACGGCCAAAGUCGUAUACACUCAUUCUAUCCGGCAUGCUUCUCGCGACCAUCGUCUCUGUAACAUUGCUGUAGAUACAGCAACUUCUCCGGCUCUGACACUUCGUGCCGCUACUACAAAACACAUAUCUCGUCAACCCGACCAACCUAAAAGUCUCGCUGUCGACCUUAGCCUCGCCCCGUCCACCAAGUCUAUCAUCAAGAUGAAGGCAGGGAUUUGGGCCGCUGUCUUGGGCAUGUCCCUUUGGACAGCUGGUGCCCUGGAAGUGAAGAUGGACCAAACCGACGAGAAUAGACAGAGAUGCUCAGGCAUGUACAGUCGCAGCGCCUGGGGCGGACCUGUCGACCCUUACAUCAACGUCAUGUUCCUUCCGAAAGAGGCUCCGGCCGACCAAGAUCCUGUCGUGAGCUUGGUCAUCUUUGAAUGGAAGGACGAGGACUUAAUUGGUGUCCGCGAAAGCCCAGAUGCCGAAAAUAAAAUUGGCAUUUGUCAGGAGGCAUAUGUCCAGAAGAACUACUGCAACGAGACGGAUAUCGGCAAGUUCAUCAUUGAUCCCGAUGCCACCACCAAGUCGAAGAACAUGAUCGAGACGAAGGCUAUCCACCUCAAGGAGCCGCAGACGACCAAGUACAUGAUUGGAAAGACUGGCUACUACUGUGUUCUGACCGACAAGUUCUCCGCGGGCGAUUUCACUGCAAUUGUUGAGUUCCGUAAUGCCUACGGCGAGCUGCCUGCUACGCAAAUCCCGAAGCUGCCUUUCUAUGGAGGAAUCACCAUACUCUAUGCGCUGGUUGCAGUGUUCUGGGGGUUUCUAUACUAUCAGCACCGACAUGAUAUUUUGCCGGUCCAAAACUACAUCACGGCCAUUCUCAUCUUUCUGGUUGUAGAGAUGUUGAUGACUUGGGGAUUCUAUGACUACCUUAACCGGAACGGCGCAAACAUCGGCUCCAAGGUGUUGCUGGUUAUAGUAGCGAUCCUGAAUGCUGCUCGCAAUUCCUUCUCUUUCUUCUUACUGCUCAUUGUGUGCAUGGGAUACGGGGUCGUGAAGCAUACGCUUGGGCGCACCAUGAUCUGGGUGCGGUGGCUCGCAAUCGCUCACUUCCUUUUUGGACUUGUUUACGCAAUAACAAGCUUGCUAAUUACUCCCGACGCUGCUGGCCCAUUCGUGCUACUCAUAGUCCUCCCUCUUGCUAGCACCUUGACCGGUUUCUAUGUGUGGACUCUCAACUCCUUGAACUUCACUCUAAAGGAUCUGCGCGAGCGCAAGCAGCAUGCCAAGGAAGCCAUGUACAGGAAGCUCUGGUGGUGUAUCUUGAUCAGCAUUUUCGUCAUCUUUGGCUUCUUCUUCUUCAACAGCUUCAGCUUCGCAUCCGUCAACGACCCCGACUACGUCCCCUUCCACUGGAAGUCCAGAUGGUUCGUUCUUGACGGUUGGCUGAACCUUGUCUACUUCGCCGACGUGGCUUUUAUCGCCUACGUUUGGAGGCCCACCGCCAACAACAAACGCUUCGCCAUGAGUGACGAGAUCGCCCAAGAUGAUGACGGUACGUUCACGAUGGCGGACAUUGGAGCGCCGGACGAUUCGGACGAUGACGAGGAGGCUCAAUUGGGCAAGAGCAACAACGAAGGGCCGCAGCCUGCAGGCCAUGCUGCUUCCUCGGGUAUGCCGGCGAGCAGUAUGCCGCAGCAACAGCCACAAAGGCACGUCCCGCGCGAGUCUUUGGACGGCGAGACAAUCUUCGCCGUUGGAGAGGAUGGCGACAGAUUCUCUGACGACUCUGACGAGGAAGACGCCAAGUUGGUAAGCAAGAAAUAGAGAGGGACGUUUUGGAUUUUCGGGCAUCAGACAAAAAGCAGCAAUCCUGUAAUUGCAAUGUACAACAUCAAGUCACCCUGAGGACGGCGUUGGCGUCAUCUGCACGUUCUCGAGCAGAGAAGGCUAUU